Molecule: messenger RNA, 402 nt
Organism: Blepharisma stoltei
Lineage: Eukaryota; Ciliophora; Heterotrichea; Heterotrichida; Blepharismidae
Source: the annotation of a GenBank genome assembly
AUGGGGGGAGUAAGAUUUUUUCGGGGUUCCUUCACACGACGACUAUUUCAUAACGACUAUUUUUUUUUUGGCCUAUUUUUUUUUGGCCUAUUUUGUUUUGGCCUUUUUUUUUUUUCACCUAUUUUUUUUUGGCCUAUUUUUUUUUGGCCUAUUUUGUUUUGGCCUAUUUUUUUUUUGGCCUAUUUUUUUUUUGGCCUAUUUUUUUUUUGGCCUAUUUUUUUUUGGCCUAUUUUUUUUUGGCCUAUUUUUUUUUUGGCCUAUUUUUUUUUUUGGCCUAUUUUUUUUUGGCCUAUUUUUUUUUGGCCUAUUUUUUUUUGUCUAGCCUCAUUCAUGAAGCUGCUGAGAGUACUAAAACCUUAUUGAGAAACAGAGACUUUUCCUUACGCGAUUAAUAUUGAGUAA